Molecule: messenger RNA, 1035 nt
Organism: Sceloporus undulatus (fence lizard)
Lineage: Eukaryota; Metazoa; Chordata; Lepidosauria; Squamata; Phrynosomatidae
Product: arf-GAP with Rho-GAP domain, ANK repeat and PH domain-containing protein 1-like
Exons: 3
Coding region: 240-752 (170 amino acids)
Cellular component (GO): trans-Golgi network; cytoplasmic vesicle; plasma membrane
Source: RefSeq, a predicted model, not a curated record
GUCCCAGCACUUGGGCACCUUUGUCUGGAAAGAUGGAGCCCUGUAGAGAAAGGCCUUUGCCAGCGCUGUCUCCCUUUCCGUCCCAUUUAGCUCCCCUUUCCUUGCUCCUUCUGCGCCUGGACCCUAUGGAGCCUUUGCUGGCCUGUCUGGCUGUUGGCUGUUGGGGCUGCUUUCGGACCCUCACCCACCCUCGGACUCUCUCCCCCUGACUGUCCCUUGCCUUGGCAGAGACCCCCCAGAUGGAUGCUACCACCAGCCUGGAGAAGCAUUACUCAGUCCUCCUGCCCUCUGUGGCCCACAACGGCUUCCUCUACAAGGCCCCCUCCGUGGCCAAGCCCUCCCACGAGCGGAAGGCGCGGGAAGAAUUCAGCCGCCGCUGGUGCCGCCUCCACGAUGGCGUCCUCAGCUACUAUGAAAGCAACACCAGCACCGUUCCCAACGGAGAGAUCCGGAUGCAGGAGAUCGUGUCCGUCGUGAACAACCCCCCGGAGACUCAUGGGUUCACAAACACUUUUGAGGUGUUUGUGGAGUCGGAGAGGCUCUACCUCUUUGGGCUGGACAGCCCCGAAGGCGCCAAGGAGUGGGUCAAGUGCAUCGCAAAGGUCAGCCAGCCUGACACUGGGGGGGGGCUAUGGAGGCCGCAGAAGGUCUGGCUCCAGAGUGACCAUCGGCAUCGGGGGGAGGAGUGGAUCCGCUCUGGGCUUCAGUCCAAACCCCUCUCUAUAUACACAUACAUACAUACAUUUGAUUAGUACAGGUUGAGCCUCCCUUACUUGAAAUGCUUGAGACCAGACAGCUUUUGAAUUUUGGGCUUUUUCAGCUUUUGGAAUAUCUGCUUAUACUUCAGGCGAUUUCUUGGUGAUGGGACCCACCUCCAAACACCAGUUUAUGUUCCAUCUACACUUUAUGCAUAUAACCUGAAGGUAGUUUUAUACCCAAGCUUUUUAAUACAGUGGAUCCUUGUUAUCCGCUGGGGUUUGGUUCCAAGAUCCCCCGUGUAUAACAAAAUCCAUGUAUGCUCAAGUCCCAUUAAGU